AUGUCUGCUACUACCAAUACUACCAACCGUGCAUCAGGCACCAAUCCUUUGAUUUUAUGUGGCGAUUCGAUGUUCGAAUCGUCCGAUAUGUUUAGCCAUCCACAGGGCCCCGACUCGGUCUUGGAGAAUGACAUUAUUCCUAUGAAGCACGAGUCUAUGGAAGAGUUAUCGUCGCACUUGCCUCUCGAUGACCAGUUGAACAACGACUUGCAAAAGACAUCGCCAUUCAACAUCCACUCGUCUGUAUUGGACUCGGUGUUUUCUAGCACCAUGGAUGAAAACGACCAGUUGCAGGACCAUACUCCUAUGUUUGAUGAAUUAGAUGUCAUCAUGGAUGAGGGUAAGGCCAGCCUGAAGGACGACUGGGUGUCGCUUUUCGGCGGAAACGACGAUAGCGGCAAGCGUGAAGAGACAAAUGUCUCGAUGAACGCUCCAACCAAGAGAUCUUACAGUGAGGUUGACACAUUCGAGACGAUCGAGGAAUCGAUCGAGCCUGAAUUGGAGCCAACCGCACCUAAGCAAUUGUUUACGCCAACCCAAUCCAACUUGUCUACUCCAAUCAUUGAUACUCAAUCGAAGGUUACUAAGAACAAGAAGGCUAAGGUUGACCACUUAGGAUGCAUUAGCUACUCUAAGAAACAAAGAUCUGAACUGUUAGUUCCUGUCGUAACUGAAACUGGUGAUCCAAUGUCUAUGAAGCGUGCCAGAAAUACUGAAGCCGCCAGAAGAUCGAGAGCUCGUAAGUUAGAGAGAAUGAACCAAUUGGAAGUCAAGGUUGAAGAGUUAAUCGGCGAAAAGACUGAUUUAGCAAAUGAAGUCUUGAGAUUAAAGGAGAUCUUGAUUGCUAAUGGUAUCAGCCAUUAG
Messenger RNA from Debaryomyces hansenii CBS767, 864 nucleotides. RefSeq names its product amino acid starvation-responsive transcription factor (gene GCN4). Gene Ontology annotation, molecular function: RNA polymerase II cis-regulatory region sequence-specific DNA binding; DNA-binding transcription factor activity, RNA polymerase II-specific. The record is from RefSeq and is a predicted model, not a curated record. Gene Ontology annotation, biological process: positive regulation of cellular response to amino acid starvation. The coding region runs from base 1 to 864 and encodes 287 amino acids. Lineage: Eukaryota; Fungi; Ascomycota; Pichiomycetes; Serinales; Debaryomycetaceae. Gene Ontology annotation, cellular component: transcription regulator complex. The transcript has a single exon.